Molecule: messenger RNA, 612 nt
Organism: Penaeus indicus
Lineage: Eukaryota; Metazoa; Arthropoda; Malacostraca; Decapoda; Penaeidae
Product: coiled-coil-helix-coiled-coil-helix domain-containing protein 7-like
Exons: 5
Coding region: 88-417 (109 amino acids)
Biological process (GO): mitochondrial respiratory chain complex assembly
Cellular component (GO): mitochondrion
Source: RefSeq, a predicted model, not a curated record
GAGAGGCGGUAUCGUACGCAACAACACACUGGCCUCAGCACCUCGACGGGAAGGUAUCCAAAUUUAAAGAAAGGAAAUCUACAAAUUAUGUUUAGUGGUGUGAACAUCAAACCUUCUGCUAAUGAAAGUGAACGUCAAACCAACAUAAGGAAAGCCUCUGUGCUGAAACAUGAAGAAAAAAAUCCCUGCAUUAAGGAGCACGAGCAGUCUUACAAAUGCUUAGAUGAAAACAAUUAUAACAGGGACAUUUGUGCAGGCUACUUUGAGAACUACAAAAAAUGCAAAGAAUUUUGGAGUAAUUUGAGAGUGGAGCGGAGGAGGCAGGGCAUCGAACCCAACUUGCCACCCCCAGAGGAACGGGAAAGGAUCAAAAAGGAGUACUUGGAGCAGAUAAAAGCCAAACGACAAGCUAAUUAGCAAAGAUAAUCACAAGACAGUAUGAAAACUGAUUUUCUCCUUACAAGCUAUCUGCAAAAAAUGCUUAUAAGUUUAAAGUUGAUAAUGUAUAUAGUCAUCAUAUAAUGGAGUCAUGUGACAGUUCAUCACAAUUUUUUUAUGAGUAUGAAAUGGAGAUUGUAGAUGUGCAAAUAAUAACUUUAUAGUGUAAUUAAA